Messenger RNA from Hyphopichia burtonii NRRL Y-1933, 2853 nucleotides. It is a transcript of the gene ARP8, whose product is annotated as Arp8p. Lineage: Eukaryota; Fungi; Ascomycota; Pichiomycetes; Serinales; Debaryomycetaceae. Gene Ontology annotation, biological process: double-strand break repair; regulation of DNA-templated transcription. Bases 1 to 2511 code for a protein of 836 amino acids. The record is from RefSeq and is a predicted model, not a curated record. Gene Ontology annotation, cellular component: Ino80 complex. The transcript has 2 exons.
AUGCGAAAACUGAAAAUGUUGAAAAUUCAUGGUCAACAGGGUAAGAAGCCAAGUGCCGAAGUCUUACAACGUCGUAAGGAAGGAAGAAUGAAGGCGGCCAUAACAAUUGCAGAAAAUUUGAAGAAAACAGGUAUAGGAAGGUUUGAAGAUGAAAAUAAGUUCAACCUUACAAGUGUGAGGACAAUUCCAUUAAUCAAUCAAAAAAAUUAUUAUACUGAUUAUUUGAAAAAGGAUGAACAAGUAUCGUUUGUUAGAAAUUGGAGAACAGAAAGAUUAUUGCAACAAAAAAUUAAGAAUAUGAAGAAAAAUCCCACAACUAGUAACCAAAUUAAGAAGGAUGAUGAAGUUAAAAAUUUCGACGAUUUUGAUUUAAAUGAUAUUGAAAUCGAAAUGAGUAAACAAAAGAAUUCAAAGGAAGCUGAAGCUGCCGCCGCCGCUGCCGCCGCUGCAGCAGAAGAGGAGGAAGAAGAAGAAGAAGAAGAAGCUGAAAACGAGGAAGCCAAUGAGGAGAAAGUCAAGAUGGGAUUUGAUACAAUUGUGAUACAUCCAGGAUCAUCUAAUAUUAGAAUUGGACGAGCCACUGACUCGUAUCCUAAAACCAUACCAACUGUGAUUGCGGUCCCUAAUGCUAUUGGUAAAAAGAUUGAUUCUAGUAAAGUUAGUCCAGAAAGAUAUGUUGAUGACGAAGGAGAAAUCCAGAUCAAUGAAAAGUUUGAUGAGGCCAAAUCGAUUGUCACGAAAGAUUUUAAAUCAAGAAUGAGAUAUUAUAAGAGAAGAAUGUUACCUAAUUCUCGAGAAACAGCUUCGAACUUCAAUAAAAAGCAAGAGCCCGAGAUUAUACCGGAUCAUAAUGAUCCGUAUAAGAAAGAUUGGAUUGAUAUUAAGAGUAUACCAGCAGAUAAGAAGUUUUUCGUUGGAGAAGAAGCGUUAAAAUUACCCAUCUGUGAAGAUUAUCAAGAAUGGAUAUUGAGGUAUCCUAUUAAGAAUGGGAAUUUUAAUCAAUCGAGUGAAAUUUAUAAAUCCAACCAUGAGAUCUUAGGCGAUUUAGAAAACAUAAUAAUUGAAUCAUUAAAUGAUUUUGAAGUGAAAAGGGGACAGUUAAAUCAAUUGAAAGCUAUGUUGGUGAUACCUGACUUAUAUGAUAAAAAAUAUGUUGAAAAAUGGGUUGAAUUAUUAUUCAAAUACGUUGGAUUUGGCAGAGUUGGAAUAAUUCAAGAAUCAGUAGCGGCAACUUUUGGAGCAGGUGCCCUGACUGCAUGUGUUGUUGAUGUUGGAUCACAAACGACAUCUAUUGCUUGUGUCGAUGAAGGAAUGAUUUUAAAUAAUCUGAGAAUUAAAUUAAAUUAUGGAGGAGAUGAUAUAACCAAAACUUUUAUAAAAUUAUUAUUACAACAACUGUUCCCGUAUAAAGAGAUUAAUUUAGAGAAAAAAGUUGAUGAUUGGGAAUUAGCUACUAAUUUAAAGCAUAAUUUCAUUACAUUCCAAGAUGCUGAUAUAGCGGUACAAUUAUAUAAUUUCUAUAAAAGAAGACCAUUCAAAAACACUGAAAAAUAUGAAUUUAAAGUUUAUGAUGAAGUUAUGUUAGCUCCUUUAGGAGUGUUUUAUCCAGAGUUGUAUCAAAUUCCACCAUAUUUCACUAAUGAUAAAUUAUUUAGUGAAAGUGUUGAUCAAUAUACUAGUAAAUCAAAUAACCCAUAUUCCAGAUCCCAAGAAAUGUUGGGUAAUCAAGAAAAUUAUUGUGAUAUGUUAGAAGAAGUAUUAUUAAAGAAGUUAGUGGAAGAGAAAACCAAAAUUAAAAAUACCAAUCCAUAUCAAAGACCCAAAUUCACCAAAUAUAGUUUUGGCGACGAGUCGGAAGAAGAAAAGAGAUUUAAGCCAGAUGAAAUGCCCACCUUGACAACUUCAUUAGAAAAAGCCAUUAUCGAAUCAAUCACCAAUGCCGGACUUGCCAAUGACUUGAGUAAAAUUAAAAAAUUAUACGAUAAUAUCUUAAUUGUUGGUGGGGGGUUUGCUAAAAUAAGCGGAUACGACUUGAUUUUAAAUGAUCGUAUUAAUAUUUGGAGACCAAAGUUUUUAUCAACUAGUGCCCUUGAUGACAUUAUCGAAUACGUUACUAAUGAACAAAAUAAGCUUGAUCAAUUGAAAAAGGAAUUGAUCUUACAAGAAAAACAUAAAAAGAAACAACAUCUUAUGGAAACUUCAAGCCAGCAACAGAACAUUCCUUCCAACGUGGAAGAUAUCGAGCUUGACGAGGAUGUUUUAUUGCAAAUCCAAAACCAAACCAACUUGGAUAUCGAUUUGGAUUAUAUCGACUCCAUCAGCGAACAGGGCCAAUCUUUCUCCGUCAACGUCUUACCUCCUCCCAGAGAAUUCGAUCCGGAAAUGCUAACCUGGAAAGGUGGAAGUGUUUACGGAAGGUUGAAAGUUGUCAAUGAAAUGUGGAUCACCUACAAGGACUGGGACUUGCUAGAAAGCAGAUGUCUUUCCUAUAAAAGUUUAUUCAAUUACUAACCUAUUUAUACAUACAUAUCCUAUUCUGAAUCAGUGUAGAACCGUUGAAAUCCGGGGUAUUGCUUAACCCCAUGCCUGGACGUUAUACCUCUAAAUUUCCCUGCUUAUGUAAUCGACGGGCCACUGGAGCGUUCCGGUCCUCCCCGAGCCAGAGCUCCCGGUGCGAAUCGGAGUUCAGGAACCCCCUGGGGACCGGCAGAAAGCUCCGUACACCAGAAAAUCCCACCCACGAAGCAAAAAAUGACAGACCCAUACCUCCGUCCAUCCCCCAAGUGAAUAUUCAUCUUCUGGAGAGCAUCCGUUGGUCCUCUCCCGCUGAAUCAAUCGGGGUUUAACCUCGAU